UCAACAGUUGGAAAGGUAUAGACAUUCCAAGAGCCCUAUAUACUCAUCAUGCUACAUCGCUUGCUUUGUACAAGUACGUCAACGCUUGACGCUGCUUCAACUUUUUACAACCCAAAAACAACUUGCAGAUGAACCGCUUAAGUGCAGGUACCGAAACCAGUCUGGCAACCGGUGCCGCAGUGGCCAGAGGUGGAACCGCACCAGUUGUACUGGGAGCAGCAGUUGCCAAAGGUGGAGCCAAGGCAAGUCUGCUUGCCGGUGCCAGCGCAGGUACCGUCGGUAGAGACCUUAGAGGUGGCGGUAGCGGCGGCAGAUGUCUUAACGGUGGAAGUAGCAGGCUUCACGGUGCUGGUGGCAGCCUUGGUGGAGGAAGAGACAACGCCGUUGCCACCGCAGUUACCGAACCCAGACUGGCAACCAGUUCCGCAGUGGUCGGUGGUGGAACCGCAGUAGUUGUACUGAGAGCAACAGUUACCGAAGGUGGAGCCAAGGCAAGUGGUUCCAGCAGCCGAACCGCAAGUUCCCUCGGUAGAAACCUUGUUUGUCCCGGUAGAAGAAGCAGCAGAUGAGGUCUUGGUGCCAGUAGCGGACUAAUAAUAAUGUUAGAUAAGUUUUCACAAAAAAACCAGUAAGCCAGAGCGAUCCACGAAAUAACAACAGCGGGUA
Macroventuria anomochaeta is the source of this 666-nucleotide messenger RNA. RefSeq lists its product as uncharacterized. The record is from RefSeq and is a predicted model, not a curated record. The transcript is spliced from 2 exons. The coding region runs from base 129 to 569 and encodes 146 amino acids. NCBI's taxonomy places the organism in Eukaryota, Fungi, Ascomycota, Dothideomycetes, Pleosporales, Didymellaceae.